CACAUUCCCCUUCAUUCAGGGCUUAGAUCCCGCAAGGACGUAAAGUAUGGUGCCAGCACUCUAAACACCGGCGGGGGUCGUGUGUGUGCAGAGAUACGGAGAGCAUUGUGCGCCUGCAGGGGGACCGGGAGCCCCUCUAGCACACACAGCCCCGGACAUGGCGGCCCCGCUGGCACAGUUUGACGAGGACUGGCAGGACUUCUAUGAAUUCCGUCCUCCGUCCUCUUCUCCCGGGACGAAGAACUGUCUGGAUACGGUGAACUUCAACUCCCCCGCGGCGGAGCCCCCAGAGGGCGGCCUGGAGGACCUCACCGAGCUGGACAACAACUUCUCGGUGGACAUCAUGGGAGGCUUCAAGUCCAUGGAGGAUCUGGUCAACGACUUCGACGAGAAGCUGACAGUGUGUUUCCGCAACUACAGCACCGACACCGGCCACAUAGCCCCGGUCCGGCCCAUCACCGAGGAGGGCAUCAUGAAGGAUGACGAAAUUUGGAACGCUUUAACCGACAACUAUGGCAACGUAAUGCCUGUGGAUUGGAAGACGUCUCACACCAGAGCCUUGCACUUACCCACACUUAACCUUUUGGAGAAAGCGGUGGACAGUAAUUUAAACCUCGACUUGUCUGAUGAUGAGGAGCUGAGGGAACAACUAGAUAUGCAUUCGAUAAUCGUGUCCUGUAUAAAUGACGAGCCUCUCUUCACGGCUGAGCAGGUUAUUGAAGAAAUUGAGGAAAUGAUGCAAGAGUCUCCUGAUCCCGACGAGGAUGACACUCCCUCUCAGUCAGAUCGGCUCUCGAUGCUUUCACAAGAGAUUCAGACACUCAAAAAGUCCUCCACCAAUAGUAGCUAUGAAGAGAAAGUGAAGCAGAUGUCUGUCUCAGAGUUAAAUGAUCUUUUGGAGGAAAUUGAGAUGGCCAUUAAGGAUUACUCGGAGGAGCUGGUGCAACAGCUGGCCUUACGGGAUGAGCUAGAGUUUGAGAAAGAAGUGAAAAACAGCUUCAUCUCUGUCCUCAUCGAAGUGCAGAACAAACAGAAAGAGCACAAGGAGAAUGUGAAAAAGAAGAGAAGGCUCAAAUCGAGCAGCACACAGAAUGGCAAACAAGAGAAGAGUCAUCUGCCAGGAACGUAUUUAACAACUGUUAUUCCUUAUGAAAAGAAAAAUGUCCCUCCUUCUGUUGAAGACCUCCAAAUACUAACUAAAAUUCUCCGUGCAAUGAAAGAUGACAGUGAGAAAGUCCCAACGUUGCUAACAGACUACAUUUUAAAAGUUCUGUGUCCUACCUAAUGGUUCCUGGCUGCCGAGGAGGUCAUCUCUUGUGUAUAGGAUGCAUUUUCCCUGGAUCAUUUCCACUCCGUCAGCAGACCUAGUAGCUGAAUCUGCAUUCAUCAGCAUCCCAUUUCUAUGCGUCAAUUGGUAUUUUGAGCAUGUUGAUAUAAGUACCCAGCUGUUCAUGUCGUCUGUGAUAGCAAGUAUUAUGGGAUCCCUAUCGUAAUGGUGCAGAAUACAGGGAAUGUGUGUCCCAUUCCCCCCUUCACAAUCGGGGCAUGCUCUUCCUAAAAUAGUCCUAUGUGCGACUUCAGAGUAGAACAAAUGUACAGUUUUAGCCUGUUUUUAUGUGUUGAAUUCUAUUUUUACAGUAAGUACAAGCAAAAACAAAAAAGUCACUUUUAAUGGGUGGAAAGACGGACGUUUCUUAUUGUCAUUAUUUUUUCAAAUGGAUUUUGAUGGUCCGCUAGCUCAAUGCAGUAAUAUGUUGUAUUUUGUCUAUUGUACAAAAGGGAUCAUAUACAAAUUGCACUGAUUGUAUACACACAUUCUUCUGGUUACAGAGUGCAGUCAUACUAAAACUGUAGGUCUCUAAUUUUUUAACAUUUAUCUUUUGAUGUGAUGGCCUGUGUCUUUAAAGGCUAUGGACACCUUCGUGGCAAUUUUUAUGAUUGAAUUUUACAAAUUUUGGGCUAAAAAUAAUUUUUAUUAAAAAUGUUCAGCCAUUUUUGUGUUGCAGGGGUUAAAAAAAAUCAGUCUGUUUGCAGAGUAUCACUUCUCAGUCCUGUCAGCUGACAGUUUAUGGGAAGCCUGAUAAGAAUAAGUGUUUAAUGAGAAGUGUUGAGCGAUCUUGUGUUUCAAGUUUAGCGUACAAGGUUCGGGUUAUCCAAGAAUCUCGUUAUAGAUUUCGCUACCACGGACCAUAACGGAAUUCGGAAUCCUUAACGGAAUUCUUCCAUAACUCGAACCUUGUACGUCGAACUUGAAAGCAGAAGUUCGCUAAUCCCUAUUUAUGGGGUCAACAGAACAGAGAUAUAGCUUCACAUGAGCGGUCAACUGACCGGACUAAGAAGUAACAUUCUACAAACAGAAUGAUGUUUUAAACGGCUGAACAUAUUUUUUUUAUAAAGACUAGUUGAAAGAAUUAUUUUAGCCCCAAAAGACCAUCUUAAAAACUUGACCCAAAGGCGUUUGUAGCCUUUACAUUAAAGCUCUACCAUUGAUUGAUAAAUUUUGGCUAUAUAGUCAGCAAAUAUAAAUUCUAGAAAAUUUUGUAGUUUUCUUUUGUUUUUCAGUACAUUGUAUUCAGUUAAUAAAAUGGUGAUAUGUAGAAAUCACCAACUGCUGUUGACAGAUUGUGUUCUAUCUUAUUUGUGUGAAUACCUACAGCUAGACUCUUUAACAUGUGCUUACCUGAUGCAGGUUUGUGCAUGGUUUGAUUAAAAUAAAAACAUCUAGCAUUUGCAUCAGGUAUUCAUGUGUUAAGGAGCCAAUCUGCUUGUUGAUGGUUUCCAUGUAGCAAGAUUAGAUUUUUAAAGAAAUGCUAGCUUUUACAUUUGCUGACUGUUAGUGGUGAUGCACACAGAUGUUUUUGUGACAAUAUACUGUACAAUCCUAUUUGUCUGUUGACAGACAUUAAAAAAAAUGUGUAUGGAAAUAUCUCAUUUAUAACCGCUUCCUGUCCCAGCACUGACUAGUCACAUCCUCAUAGAUUUUCUGUGCAGACUCGAAUAGCCGUCUUCCUGUUCCUCCUCUCGCAGCGUUCCAGUGCUCCCCCUCUCCCUGUCUUUUUGCCGCUGACAUCAGCCUUGGCAAUGGCCAGUAAUUCCUGAGCUAAUACUUGGUUACCGGCCGGCGUUUACCUAGAAUAACCCCUUCAAUGCUGAUAAUUGUGCCGACGAGAGGGCUCCCUCUGAUUGUAUUGACAGCCUGGACUGUCCAGAAGUAUUAUGUUAGAAGGAUUUCCGGUCUCCGAAUCGGAUUUUAAACAAAAUGUUAAAAACAAUUAUAAAAAGUCUUUUGUUAAUAAAAAAACAAACAAAAAACUUGUGAAGCA
Molecule: messenger RNA, 3323 nt
Organism: Bufo gargarizans (Asiatic toad)
Lineage: Eukaryota; Metazoa; Chordata; Amphibia; Anura; Bufonidae
Gene: FEZ2
Product: fasciculation and elongation protein zeta 2
Exons: 8
Coding region: 158-1285 (375 amino acids)
Cellular component (GO): axon; cytoplasm
Source: RefSeq, a predicted model, not a curated record